Messenger RNA from Hippocampus comes (tiger tail seahorse), 1179 nucleotides. RefSeq names its product Fanconi anemia core complex-associated protein 100-like. The annotation marks the transcript as partial. NCBI's taxonomy places the organism in Eukaryota, Metazoa, Chordata, Actinopteri, Syngnathiformes, Syngnathidae. Gene Ontology annotation, cellular component: nucleoplasm; Fanconi anaemia nuclear complex. The record is from RefSeq and is a predicted model, not a curated record. Gene Ontology annotation, biological process: interstrand cross-link repair. The transcript has 2 exons.
UUUUUUCUAUAUUCUUUCUUCUGUAGAGCAUCCGUGCUGAAAGCGUCAAUCAAAUCCAGAAACCAAACCCUGAAACAGCUAAAUCAGGUGCUCAACAUCAGCUUCCUAUUGAACGCUGGAGCAGACAGCGGGACGCUCGCACCCGUUCAGGAGAAACCGAUCCGAUGUCACGCCGCCACCAGCUGGAUCACGUUGCUUCAGAAAGACUCUUUGAAUUUGAACUGCAUCCUGGAUAAUGGAAGUUCUUAUAUUCUGGAACAAGGAUGGACGUUAAACGUCACCGCAUCUUCGCUCUGCAACUCCACCAAGGGGCAAAGCCGCUCUGCGCAUUAUUUGUUCCCUUUCCAGAAUCUUCAGCCAGGGGAGAAACUGGAGAUUUCCCUGCCACUGGCUACCGAAGGAGAAUCGUCGUUGCCUUGUCUCGUUUCCUUCUCUCUGACUUUCUCACUCGCAGGUCUCCUCGGAGGAGAGGCGGCGGCAUCGCAGCCCGACGGUGGUCUUGUCAGUUUACCGUUGAACACACUGCUGGUGGAUUACUUGCAUGCUCUGCGGAUGGUCGGUCCGGCCGAAAGAAACGCUACACCUCAACGCUACGACGUCACCGCUGCGGACACCAUCCGAGCAUUUUUGAAAUGGCGCUGCGGCGGAGGAAGCGAUGCGGGGAGCGCGCGGCAUUCUACGAGCGUUAAGGUGUCGUCGCAGUUAGUGAGGGACAUGUUGAAACCUUCGGAGGGGCGCCCCGACGAGACGCUUCCAAGCGUGUGCGUCGCACUGCUGGACCGCCUCCUCUGUGAGGGCCACGGAGGCGUCAAGAUGGAAGGAGACAAGAUGGCCAUCAACAGCUCAGUGGUCCAUGCUCGAGCACCAAACGGUCGCACAGUAAAGCUGACGGCAAAAGAGAUUAAGCUAGCGGAGGGCAGUGCGGUGGAGCAGGAGGAGUCCCUGGCCAUCGUGGAGGUUCAGGUUGAGAGCUCCUCAUUGGAAGCAGUGUGUGGAAUGCAUCAUGCAAUCCUGCGGAGAGUCCAGGUUACAAGCGCCCUCUUGGAUUUGGAUGCAGUGAAGUUGAAAUACAUUAAAUUUAAGACAGAAAUAUUGGUCUGAACAUAAAAUGUUUGGUCAACUUUUACGUCGAGAGAUGAGACAAUUUAUCUUAAUUCUAUUCUGCUUUUUGUCUCUUGU